This is a messenger RNA of Oryzias melastigma (Indian medaka), 3232 nucleotides long. It is a transcript of the gene stat1a, whose product is annotated as signal transducer and activator of transcription 1a. The record is from RefSeq and is a predicted model, not a curated record. Gene Ontology annotation, biological process: type I interferon-mediated signaling pathway; cell surface receptor signaling pathway via JAK-STAT; regulation of transcription by RNA polymerase II. Lineage: Eukaryota; Metazoa; Chordata; Actinopteri; Beloniformes; Adrianichthyidae. Gene Ontology annotation, molecular function: RNA polymerase II cis-regulatory region sequence-specific DNA binding; DNA-binding transcription factor activity, RNA polymerase II-specific.
CCUUCUCAGAAGUUCUGGGCUGGGAUUGGCUGACGCUCUGGUGACGGAAUCAGCGUGUUCCUACCUGUCAGGCUCAUUCCCCAAAACAGGAAAAGGAAAACUACUGAAAAUAUAAGAAUAAUCUCAAAACGGUGCACACGUUUUUUACUGUAAAAGUUCCUCUCGUUCCCCAGAAGAUGGCGCAGUGGGGCCAGCUUCAGAUGUUGGACUGUAAGUACCUGGAGCAGGUGGACCAGCUGUACGACGACUCCUUCCCCAUGGACAUCCGGCAGUACCUGAGCAAGUGGAUCGAGAGCAUCGACUGGGAUACGGUGGCGAUGCAGGACUCGCUGGCCACCAUCCGCUUCCACGACCUGCUGGCUCAGCUGGACGACCAGCACAGCCGCUUCGCGCUGGAGAACAACUUCCUGCUGCAGCACAACAUCCGCAAAAUCAAGAGGAACCUGCAGGAUCGGUUCCAGGAGGACCCGGUCCACAUGGCCAUGAUCAUCUCCAGAAACCUGAAGGAGGAGCAGAAGAUCUUGGCUAAUGCGAAGAGCCUGGAGGAGGGCGAAGGGACGGUGUCGGCCAUGGUGGUGGAGAAGCUGAAGCUGGACAACAAAGUGAAGGAGAUGAGGGAGCGAGUCCAGAUGGUGGACGGGAACAUCAAGAACGUGGAGGACCUGCAGGACGAGUACGACUUCAGGGUCAACUCCCUGAAGAACAGAGAAAACGAAAUGAACGGCAUGACGGUGAAGGAGCUGGAGAAGGAGAAGAUGGGGAUCGCCAGGAUGGGCUUCGAGCUGAAAUCCAAGCGUCAGGACGCGGUGAUCCAGCUGAGCGAGCUCCUCACCGUCAUCCACGCCCUCCUGACAGACCUGAUCUCCGAGGAGCUGCCGGAGUGGAAGCAGCGGCAGCAGAUCGCCUGCAUCGGCGGCCCGCCGAACGCCUGCGUGGACCAGCUGCAGAACUGGUUCACGGCCGCAGCCGAGAGCCUCCAACAAGUCCGUCAGCACCUGAAGAAGCUGCAGGAGCUGGAGCAGAAGUUCACGUACGACAACGACCCCAUCACGCAGAAGAAAGCCUUCCUGGAGUCCCGGACUCUGGAGCUGCUCAAAAACCUCCUCUCCAACUCCCUGGUGGUGGAGCGGCAGCCCUGCAUGCCCACCCACCCGCAGAGGCCGCUGGUGCUGAAGACCGGCGUCCAGUUCACCGUCAAACUGCGGUUUCUGGUGAAGCUGCAGGAGUUUAACUACCAGAUCAAAGUCAAAGCCGUGUUCGAUAACGGAAGUUCAACAUUUUGGGAACAAACACCAAAGUCAUGAACAUGGAAGAGUCCAACGGCAGUUUGGCGGCCGAGUUCCGACAUUUGCAACUGAAGGAGCAGAAAGUGGCCGGCAACAGAACCAAUGAGGGUCCUCUGAUCGUCACCGAGGAGCUUCACUCUCUCGGGUUCGAGUCGGAGCUGCAGCUCAACCAGUCCGGCCUCAGCAUCAAGCUGGAGGCCAUGUCGCUGCCUGUGGUGGUCAUCUCCAACGUGUGCCAGCUGCCCAGCGGCUGGGCCUCCAUCCUCUGGUACAACAUGCUCACCACCGAGCCCAAGAACCUGAAGUUCUUCCUGUCGCCGCCGGCGGCUAAGUGGUCCCAGCUGUCCGAGGUCCUCAGCUGGCAGUUCUCCUGCGUCACCAAGCGAGGCCUGAACCAGGAGCAGCUCAACAUGCUGGCGGACAAGCUGCUGGGAGCCAAAGCCCAGAGGAACCCGGAGGGACUCAUCCCCUGGACCAAGUUCUGCAAGCAGCAGGGUGCCAACGAGAAAUCCUUCGCCUUCUGGCUGUGGAUCGAGGGGAUCCUGGAUCUGAUCAAGAGGCACCUGCUGUCCCUGUGGAACGACGGCUCCAUCAUGGGCUUCAUCAGCAAAGAGAGGGAGAAGGCUCUGCUGAGCGACAAAUGUCCGGGGACCUUCCUGCUGCGGUUCAGCGAGAGCAGCCGCGACGGCGCCAUCACCUUCACCUGGAUCGAGCACGACAUCCACGACAAGCCCAUCUUCCACUCCGUCGAGCCGUACACCAAGAAGGAGCUGUCCGCCGUUUCGCUGCCCGACAUCAUCCGCACCUACAAGGUGAUGGCGGCCGAGAACAUCCCAGAGAACCCGCUGCGCUUCCUCUACCCCAACAUCCCCAAAGACAAAGCUUUUGGAAAAUACUACCCCAAACCUCCAGAGAGUCAAGAGCCCAUGGACGUGGAGAGCGCUCAGCCCAGCGGCUACAUGAAGACCGAGCUCAUCUCUGUCUCUGAAGUACCGCCGUCCAGGCUGCAGGACAACAUCAUGCCCAUGUCUCCCGACGACUACAAGGCACUGGAGCAGUUUGUGGGCCACAGAGACAUCGACGCUGUGACCAACAAUCUGAUGGACUUUGGAGGGUUUGACGCUCAGAUGUGUGGAGACUUACAGGAUGAAAACUGAAGCCGGAUCGACGCGCUGCUCUGGUUUCUUCAGCAAAUGUUUCACAUCAAACAGCAAAUCCUCACACACAACUCACCCUGCUAGUGUGUGUGUGGCCUUCACUGUAGGAAUUUAAAUGUGACAACGAGCAAGAAAAAGCUUUUAUUGUGAAAUCUCAGAUUCAAAAUGGUUUUAUUUAAAAAGCUCCAGGAGAGAAUAUCUGUUUUUAUGUAAUAAAUAGAUUCAUUUGCAUUUAUUUGGAUCCUGGUAGGACUCCUCCUUUUUGUUAUGGCUCUUGGUUCCAUUCCAACUUUAUUUAUAAAGCACUUUUAACAAUCCUCAUUUACAGAGAAUCAAGUAAAAAUCCAAACAGUAUUGUAAAAAAUAUAUAAAAUAAUUACCAAAGUGAUGUCUUCUUCCAGAGGUUUAGGCUCUAGAUAUGUCCCAAAACAUGAAAAUAAAAGCAUCUCAAAAUGGAUUCUAGAAUGAGAUGCUGUCAAUGUAGCUAAAAAGGUUUUUGAAAAGGAGUUUUUCUUUUUAAUUCACUAUGUAAACAUGAAGAGAUGGAUGUGUUUUAUUUUGAAAAUUAUAUUGUGAAAAAUUAUAGAAUAGUGUCAAUUACAAGAGAGUUUUUGGACGUAAGCAUCACUUGGUGACGGCGAGGUAAAAUAAAAAGACGGUGAAUUGACUCCAUGUUUUCUGUCAUCUGGGUUUGGGCUUUUUGUUUUCGCUUCGUCCCGAUAAGCUCUGAUGUUUGUUUACGGUGGUGUCAGAAACCAUUUUCAUGGAAUAAACCAUCUCAGACCUCCA